Messenger RNA from Anolis sagrei ordinatus, 930 nucleotides. Its product is annotated as heat shock protein 30C-like. Gene Ontology annotation, biological process: negative regulation of apoptotic process; response to heat; protein refolding. The record is from RefSeq and is a predicted model, not a curated record. Gene Ontology annotation, cellular component: cytoplasm; nucleus. NCBI's taxonomy places the organism in Eukaryota, Metazoa, Chordata, Lepidosauria, Squamata, Anolidae.
GAAUGAACAGCCCGAAAUACGGCAUUUCCUCGGGGCUUCCCUUAUAAAAAGGCGAGCAGCUCAGAGAGAGGCACAACACUACGGAGAAGCCGAAUCCUUUGCAACAAAGAUGCUGUGCCGACUCCACCUCACCGCUCCUCCUCGGAGUCCUCUCCGGAGCCGGAGCCAGAUCCUGUGGCCAAGAGCCGGCUCGCUCUUCGAUGACUUGGAACGAGAAAUGGAUGCAAUGUGGGACCUCUUGACCAGCAAUUGGAGACCAGCUACCACCAGUAGGACAUCGACGAGCACUACGAUCAGACGGGAAACAACCCAUGGUUCGGAGACGGCGAACCACACCACUGCCCCGUUCGCUGUAACCCAAGACAUGACCGGGUUCGACCCACAGGAGUUGGUGGUCAAGCUGUGCGGAGAGAAGGUGGUCCUCACUGGGAAGAAGGCAACCCAGACACCGGAAGGGCCUUUCCGCUACGAAAUCUUCCGGAGGGAAUGGAACGUGCCGGAGAGUGUCGACCGUGAGCGCUUGAGCUGCUCCAUCUCCAGCGAAGGAAAGCUGCGCAUCGAAGCCCCUUCGACAGAACCGGAGCCACGGACCGUCCCCAUCGAAGUCAACCGGGCGGGAAACCCUGCCGAACCAGAACCCGAAGCCCACGAAAACAGCCGGGCCCAAGGUUAGGAGAGGAAUGGACUUGGAGAGACUCUUGGAAAGCCGUCAUGGAACCAAGAACGCCAAAUGUGCUGCAUCAAGUGGCUGAAUUCAAUAGAUAAGAUAGAACUUCAACUUGAAAACAUGCCAUUUUUCUCUCUUAAGAGACUCAAAGCAGUGACUCAAAGAAUUUAAAAGAGGGUAGCAUACUAAGAGAACGGGCAACAUCGGAUACACCUGAACUGGAUUUUGAUCUUAAGCAAACUUUGGAUGUAACUGUUCUCAUU